AUGGCAAGGUACAAGGGCAGCAGAAAGCCACCAGGUCAGAAGAAGCCGCCCUUGACGCACUUUCUAUGUUUGCCACUCGUCACCCCGGACUCGAGACCUCACCUUGAGGAAUCCCUACGCUACUUUCGCGACGCUCAUGCUGCCGGACGAGAUGAUUCGCCGGAACUUGUCGUCCCUGGUAUGCACCCAAAGGCCAUCCGUGCCGUUGGUGCCUUGCAUUGUACGCUUGGGGUGAUGAGCCUCGACAAGCAAAAGCUCGAGCAAGCAAUCGAGACUCUGCAAGGUCUGGAUCGUGCGGUAUCCUCGCUUGAACGUCCAGUCUCCCCUCCACUCCUCAAUCGCUCAUCCGAGCCCCUAAAGAUCAACUUAACAGGUCUCGUGUCGAUGCACAACCCGCGUAAUACUUCUAUCCUCUACAGCGCGCCUGCAGACCUGUCGGAGCGCUUGUAUCCGUUCUGUCUCGAAGUCCAAAGGCAGUUCGCCGAUAGGGGCUUCCUCGUACCGGAUGACAGGCAACUGAAGCUUCACGCUACCAUCGUCAACACCAUCUACGCCAAGGGAAGGACAAAGCGGCCGCCGCCAAAGUGGAAGCAGAAGCUUAGGGAGGAGACUCCCGAGCCGGAAGCUGCCCCAACAACCUCUACGUCUGGCCACGGACCGUUCGCAAAUGCUCCGCUCAAGAUAGACGCUACUACCAUUCUGGAGCGGUUCAAGGAGUUUGUCUGGGCGGAGGGCGUGGUGCUCGACAGGAUUGCGAUAUGCGAGAUGGGCGCGAAGAAGAUUACGGAUGCGGCGGGUAAAUUGAUUGGGGAGGAGUAUUCUGAGGUUGCGAGCGUGAAAUUACCGACUUGA
Molecule: messenger RNA, 852 nt
Organism: Baudoinia panamericana UAMH 10762
Lineage: Eukaryota; Fungi; Ascomycota; Dothideomycetes; Mycosphaerellales; Teratosphaeriaceae
Exons: 4
Coding region: 1-852 (283 amino acids)
Biological process (GO): DNA alkylation repair; regulation of DNA-templated transcription
Cellular component (GO): nucleus
Source: RefSeq, a predicted model, not a curated record